Molecule: messenger RNA, 1056 nt
Organism: Aspergillus puulaauensis
Lineage: Eukaryota; Fungi; Ascomycota; Eurotiomycetes; Eurotiales; Aspergillaceae
Gene: trm8
Product: tRNA (guanine46-N7)-methyltransferase
Exons: 3
Coding region: 1-1056 (351 amino acids)
Biological process (GO): tRNA methylation; RNA (guanine-N7)-methylation
Cellular component (GO): tRNA methyltransferase complex
Molecular function (GO): tRNA (guanine(46)-N7)-methyltransferase activity
Source: RefSeq, a predicted model, not a curated record
AUGGGUGCAUCAGCAAAAAAACAAAAGCGCGAGGAAUUCCGCAAAAAGUUCGCUGCUGCGAACUCCGCAGAAUCUGGCGAAGGCUCCCCCGCCUCAGCGGCCCUGAAGCUGCCUCAGAAGAAAUACUACCGGCAACGCGCUCAUGCGAAUCCAUUUUCAGACCAUAUGUUGCAUUACCCCCUCACCCCAGCACAUAUGGACUGGAGCACACAUUUCCCGGCCUUCACGAACCCCGACCCCAUGCAGACUAACCUCGCCGGCGCAAGGAAACUGCUGAAGGAUGUCGAGGUUGUAGACAUUGGGUGUGGAUUCGGCGGGUUACUUGUCGGGCUUGCGCCAGUUCUCCCUGAUACCCUUAUGGUUGGAAUGGAAAUCCGUGUCCAAGUAGCCGAAUACCUAACCGCCCGCAUCAAAGCCCUCCGCAACCAACAACAGCAACUUCUCCAAGUCCAACCCCCUACCUCCUCAAUACCGACCCCAACGCCACCUAAGGCAGCUCCAGACACUCCAGGCAUCACAGGAACAGAGUCAACCUCCGACGAAACAUUCCCUACCACCAUAAUUCCAGGUGGAUACCAAAACAUCACGGCGCUGCGCGCCAACACGAUGAAAUUCCUACCCAACUUCUUCGCGCGCGGCCAGCUAUCCAAGAUCUUCAUAUGCUUUCCAGACCCCCAUUUCAAGGCCCGCAAGCACAAGGCGCGGAUUGUGAGCGAGUCGCUGAAUGCCGAGUAUGCUUAUAGUUUGAAACCUGGGGGACUGUUGUAUACGAUUACGGAUGUGGAGGAGUACCAUUAUUGGAUUUUGAGGCAUUUUGGGUAUUAUUAUCAAGGACAGCAAGGGCAGGAGCAACAGGGAGAAGGAGGGGGAGGGCAGGAGGAGAAGAUGGAAGGGUCGUCGGAGUUGUUUGAACGGUUGACGGAGGAGGAAUUGGAGCGGGAUGAGUGUGUAAGGGUUAUGAAAGAUGCUACGGAGGAGGGUAAAAAGGUGACGAGGAACAAAGGGAAUAAGUAUGUGGCUGUUUUCAGGAGGAAGAGUAAUCCGGAGUGGAUUUGA